Messenger RNA from Homalodisca vitripennis (glassy-winged sharpshooter), 799 nucleotides. Its product is annotated as GILT-like protein 1. Gene Ontology annotation, molecular function: oxidoreductase activity, acting on a sulfur group of donors, disulfide as acceptor. The coding region runs from base 1 to 591 and encodes 196 amino acids. The transcript is spliced from 5 exons. The record is from RefSeq and is a predicted model, not a curated record. Lineage: Eukaryota; Metazoa; Arthropoda; Insecta; Hemiptera; Cicadellidae.
AUGUUUCAGGCGGUGAAGCUGUCCAUCUAUUACGAAGCUGAGUGUCACCAGUCAAGGGAUUUCUUUAACAAACAACUCUGGCCGCACUGGGCGGAUCUGGAAGAAGGUGUCAAGCUUGAACUGGUUCCUUACGGAAAGGCAAAUCACACUGAAUACGACGGGCAGUGGCUGUUCCAGUGUGACCAUGGCGAGUCAGAGUGUCUGGCCAACAAGCUGCACGCCUGCGUCAUCAAGAAACUGCAAACUCACCCGACCAAAAUGAUAAAGUGUAUCAAAUGUUUGAUGACUAAGAAAGACCAGCUCAGCAGCCUCUCUGAUUGCUUAAAUGAGAUAUUUCUAAAAGCAGAAACUGAUAAGUACUGGGAGUGCUUAUUGUCGCCUGAAACAGACGAGCUACUUGUAAAGCAUGGAGAUCGCACGCAUAAAAUGUUUACACACUUGGACAGUACGCCGAAAAUCGUAUUUAACGACAAAUUUAGACCUCGGGAAAGCUACGAAGCUCAGAAGGACUUCACUAAGCCCAUCUGUCAAUAUAUGAAAGAAAUAUGCAAGAAAAAAAAUAUAAGGCAAGGACUCAGUCUACAGCUCUGAGAGAGUUCAACAAAGUGAUCUGCCUCCACAUUCCGCGGCUGUGCAAGGAUACUACAGAUAUUUUGUUAUAAUACAUACAUACAUAUAUAUACUCAAUUAUUAAAAAAUAAUACAUAUCUCUUGUACUGAUAAUUUUUAUCAUAGAACAUCUUAGUCAAAACAUACCCUUUUGUUAUUCUAUAUAUACUAAAUUCACAGUAAAUAAAUU